Molecule: messenger RNA, 2442 nt
Organism: Fomitiporia mediterranea MF3/22
Lineage: Eukaryota; Fungi; Basidiomycota; Agaricomycetes; Hymenochaetales; Hymenochaetaceae
Exons: 1
Coding region: 70-2154 (694 amino acids)
Cellular component (GO): cytoplasm
Molecular function (GO): protein kinase binding
Source: RefSeq, a predicted model, not a curated record
GCGGUAACUCUAGCGCAUGCCUAAUUGCCUUCGUCUCUACUGAGCUCUAACUUCAGACUAUAGUCCAACAUGCAAGAGGAACCUGGAGACGACUACAUACGGCGCAUAGCGGGGUAUAUCAGAGAGAAUGAAGUCAGACUCGCUCAUGCAGGCCUUGGUCGGAGACGAAAGGCUCAUAGCGUCCCCAAUUAUUCCAUAUUCAAUCCUCUGGGAUGGGUCGGCCUUGCAGACUCGAAUGCUUCGCAGAGUCCAGUGGUCCUGUCCAUGGACACCCACCAUUUAUUCUACCUGCUCAUGCGCUUGGAAGCACUCGGCAUCGAUAUUGGCACACUUGACGUCCAGCUCGACGACCUGUCGCGUCCCCUGAGCUAUAUUGACGUUGGCCUCGGCAAGGACAAGUCCGAAACUCUUUCCAUCGCAGAGUCCUUCCGGUCAUCCUUCUCUGCCGUCUCUAAGCUUUCUCUGGGCAGCGCCUGGUGGUCCAGGACGGAACCCCGUACAGUCGAGGACGAACUCAAGUAUAUUUAUAGCUCCUUUACCAAGCUACCUGCUUUGUCCAUAACUGCGCCAGGACCUAAGGUCGUUACCGAGCUUGCCCACGACCCUCCUCUUAACAAUGCCAUCCCGCUAGACUCCUUCAAGUUCCUUCUGAGUCUAGAAUGUGUAGACGUCGAUCCUCGUGCACUGCUUGGAUGGGACAAGCUUGCAGAGUCACUCAGGAGUUUAACAAUAAAGAGGAGUGGUCUUGACAACCCGGCUCACAUAUUCUUGGAUGCCGUCGUGGACGAUCAACUACGAAGAGAAGGAGACGCAACAAGGUCGAGAAUACGGAAGUUGGGACAUCGUGUAUCACACCGUGGAUUCCACAGCUCGAAUUUACCGGAGACAGUCCAGGAGGAAUCCGAAGAUGAUUUAUCGGAGGAAUCAUCAUCAGCACCCGUUCUGUCACGCUUGUCGCCACUCAAAUGGGCGUUCUUGAAGCAUCUCUCACUUGCGGACAAUGCUCUGACCACUAUACCCUCGUCCAUGCUACCACCGUUGACAUCCCUCACUCAUCUCGACCUGUCCUCCAAUCUCCUUGUCUCCAUCCCUCAACUAUCUCCGCUGUACAACCUAACAUCUCUCAAUCUCUCCGACAACAUGAUUGAUUCCGUACUCGGCAUCUACAAGAAACUAGGCCAAGUUCUCGUCCUUAACCUCGCACGUAACCGGCUCGACUCCUUAUGCGGUCUCGAGCGUCUCAUGGCGAUAGAGCGUAUCGACUUACGAAACAACGUUAUCGACGAAAGCGCCGAAGUAGGGCGACUUGCCGUACUUCCGAACAUCUCGGAGGUGUGGAUCGAAGGCAAUCCCUUCGUGGAGGCGGAAGAGAAUUACCGAGUACGAUGUUUCGAUUAUUUCUGGAAAGAGGGGAAGACGAUCAUGUUGGAUGGUGCUUUACCCGGGUUUUACGAGCGAAGAAAUCGUACGGCGCCUUUACCUGAUGAAGUCUCCCCGCCCCGUGUACCUGUUGCGCCUUAUUCGCCGCCUACUCUUCCUGUCGGAUCGGCCGCCGCGAGUAAGCCGCGUGCAGAUAGCCAAAUGUUGUCUUCGGGUUCUUCGUCGAAUGUACCUUCACCAAGCUUACAACCUCUGGUAGCGAAACCAAAGAAGAAACGCAAUAAACGUAUAGUAGCAUUGGACGGCGGCGAAAGCGAUUAUCGAAGUAGUGAAGAUGGUGGAAGGAUAAGAUCAGAACCCCAGCGGGACGCUCGUUCCAAAUCGCCUCCCGAGACUCUCCCAACCGCUCAGGAAGGUUCACCACAAUCAAAGGAAGAAGCACCUAUUCGACGAUCUCGUCACUCACGCUACCGGACCGAAGUAACCACCCCCAUCUCUCCUUCCAUUGACGCCUUUACCUCAACCUCCCCUCGCUCCGGUACAGCAGGCAGCCUAGGUCGCCGCACAAGCAGUACUCGACGGAACAGGCUCUCCGCAUCCAUGUACGAACCACCCAACGUCGAACCCAACGAAACCGACUCAACAGCGAAGCAAAUGCGUGAUGCUGAACAGUUCCGUGCAAAGAUCGAGGCGCUACGCGCCGAGAUGGGUGAUAACUGGCUUCAAGUACUGAGUCAGACACAGCUCAGAUCGGAACAAUCUACGAAACGCUAGUCUAGUCUAGUCUAAUUCUGUCUGGUUCCCUUUCUCUUCUCUUCAAUAUUAACAUUGUGCACUUCCUGUUUGCCGUUUACUUGUUUAUGCAGGCACGUUUGAAACGUCCUUUUAUAAUUUGUUUAGAAUAGUUAUGCAUGUGUAUGCUUUGUUAUUAUCAUGGCUUUCUUCAGCUUUAUAUGCAAUAAUUCUUGCGUAUCAAAUUUUUUAUUCCAGCUCAUCGGAUUUCAUAUACCUCCUAUUUUUCACGAUAUGUAUCAUGAUUCGGAUGUCAAUAGAACAAUUUUA